Messenger RNA from Saprolegnia parasitica CBS 223.65, 737 nucleotides. RefSeq lists its product as hypothetical. Gene Ontology annotation, molecular function: zinc ion binding; carbonate dehydratase activity. The transcript has 2 exons. Bases 84 to 701 code for a protein of 205 amino acids. The record is from RefSeq and is a predicted model, not a curated record. Lineage: Eukaryota; Oomycota; Saprolegniomycetes; Saprolegniales; Saprolegniaceae.
CGGGUGCGUUUCCAGUUGUGAUUGGCGCGAGCCACUUUUUCAUCACAGUUUGCGAGCAACGAGUUCAUUCUUGAAUUUGCACCAUGAGCCAGCAGUCCCCCAUUGAUAUUAUCCCGACGAUCGCCAAGGAGGUCGACAACCACGUCGACUUUACCGUGGGCUGCGACUGCGGCGAGAUCGAGCACGGUGGCUCCAACUUCAAGGUCCACUGGAAGGGCGGCAACAACUCGGCCUUGGUCCUCAAGGAUGUGACGUACUACCCGAUUCAGUUUCACUUCCACACGCCGAGCGAACACACCAUCGAAGGCAAGGCCUACCCGUUCUGCAUGCACCUCGUGCACCAGUCGGAGGACGGCAAGCUCGCAGUGGUUGCCUUCUUCUUUGAGGAAGGCGACGAGAGCAAGUUCUUGGCCCAGGUCUGGGAGCAUCUCUCGGAGAUCGAGCCCCACGGCCCGCGCGUCCUUGUCGACGAUAUCUCGUUCGACUCGCUCGACGUCAACGCCGAGAGUUAUUUCCGCUACACGGGGUCGCUCACGACUCCGCCGUACACGGAAGGCGUCGAGUGGGUCAUUGUCAAGGACCCGCGCCAGGUCUCGCCCGAGCAAAUUGCCGAGUUUAUCAAGGUCAUUCCCGGCGACACGAACGCGCGCGAUCUUCAGCCCGUCGUUAGCGGCAAGCUGCUCUUCUGCUGCGAAAACUAAGCAAGCUUCAAUAUUAUUUUCCGUGUCUCGUCGCUU